CGAGGAACACAUGAAGUCUUCAAAAGGAGGAUAGACGACUGGAACACUUGUGUAAGUGUAAAGCGCCUAUCGUAGGGGCUUUAUCUUAGGCUCUUGGCAGCUGGAAUGCGUCAGCAAUAAGCCUCCUGAUGCUUUAUUACUCUCUCUGGAUAAAUUCCUUGCACCGCCACAUGUGCGCUGCUCCUCUCCCUAAACUGCUCCACGAAAUUGAUCAUGGCUACAACACGCCGCGCAAGUCGACGUUGACGUUGUGCAGCUGGCUCCUGCAAGCGCCUGCUGUGGAGAACGAACAGAAACGGACCUCACCGCGUACCUGACGACUCCAUGGAAGCAAGUCCUAAUCGUCGCAAGCAGGAAUGGACAAGGAGAAGGAAAGACCAGAUGCCGGGUUGAGAUCUCUUGACCACUACAAGGUCAAACUUCCAAAAUGGCGGUACGCUUUUCGAGAACGACUCCUACCCAUCGUUCGAUGGGAGACUCCUUAUGUCGCGUGGUUCCAAAAUAGUCUGCGCACCCCAGCAUUGGAUACAUAUUUCGCAAUUUCUGCAAAUUUGGGAACACAUACAGCUUUCAUGGUCCUAUUGCCAAUACUGUUCUGGUGCGGUCAUACAAGUCUGGGGAGAGGAAUGACACAAGUCCUGGCUGCUGGUGUUUUCUGGAGCGGGUUUGUCAAGGACAUGCUGUGCUUGCCUCGUCCUUUGUCACCUCCGUUGCAACGAAUCACCAUGUCAGGGUCUGCCGCCCUCGAGUACGGGUUUCCUUCUACACAUUCAACCAACGCGGUAUCCGUCGCUGUAUAUGCGCUUUAUCUUCUGGGGCAUGUGAAGGAGCAGAUGAAUCCCAAUGCUCACCUUGGACUUCAAGUUGUCUGCUACUGCUACGCAUUCUCGAUUGUGCUCGGUCGUCUAUACUGUGGGAUGCACGGCUUUUUCGACGUCAUCUGGGGGAGUGCGCUUGGAAUCCUGUUGGCGUUGGUGCAAUGCUUCUACGGCGAAUGGUUUGACGAGUGGCUGCACGCUGGCACUUUACAGCGAGUCAUUAUUGUUGUAUUGGUCAUUUUGGUGCUGGUACGCAUCCACCCCGAACCCGCGGACGACUGCCCGUGUUUUGAUGACAGCGUUUCCUUUGCCGGCGUCUUCAUGGGCGUCCAAUACGCUGUAUGGCAUUUUGCACGAACAUCAUAUGCAUGGUCGGAACCCGCUCGGGGGACCGUCCCAUUUGAUUUGGCAAAGAUGGGGUGGGUAGUGGUCGUCGCACGCAUCCUGCUCGGCGUCAUAAUGAUCUUUGCAUGGCGAGGUAUAUCGAAACCAACACUACUCAGGUUCCUACCGCCUAUCUUUCGAGUCAUCGAAGAGUUAGGGCUGACUCUUCCUCGGCGAUUCUUCAAACCUGCAUCAGAAUACGAGACAGUCCCUCGGCAAGAAAACGACGACAACGUCAUACCUCCCGCGAGGGAUAUUCCUCACCUCCUAUCGAACCUCAGAAGAAGGAGAGCCAUUUCGGUCGGUCCUCAAUCAGAGGCCGAUGCCUACGAGGCGUUGGCAUACCGCGAUAAGAGGCGCAGAGACAGCACAAACCAGCAUGGGGCACCGAGUCCCGUCAAAGAAGCGCUCUCGGAGCCCAGCUACUUCCAGGAGGGGAAUCCGCACCAGAAGGGAUCACCAGAAGGCAGAAAGAGAUCUAGCAGCCUUGAAAUGUUCCGAGCGCAAAUGGGUACGGGAGUGGAGGGGUUGUCUCCUAUGCCGCUAAGCACCCCAGGCCCACAGGAGCAACAGGCAAUGGACCUCCUUCAGGAAAGACGCCUUUUCGCCAGUAUUCAGAGACCACGAGUACGGUAUGAUGUUGAGGUGAUCACCAGAUUAAUUGUCUAUUCUGGGAUUGGCUGGUUGGCGGCAGAGGGCAAUCCUAUUCUUUUUCAGCUCGUAGGACUUGGACUGAAAUGAGGAAAUGGUGUCGAUGUUCUCAGUCAGCAUAAUCUUCAUAUACUCAAAUCACGCUACGUUUGUUCUCUGUAAUGCAUUCACGAGAACUCCAUAUAGAUAUUUCGUCUCGACGCAGGUUUGCCUGACCGGAGACAAGAACACCUUAUGGCAUAAUGAUUCGCCGGAGAAAUUCGAAUGACUGGUCUUGGCAGAAUUGUCACUUUUGUCGGCUCCGCAUGCGGU
Molecule: messenger RNA, 2165 nt
Organism: Exophiala viscosa
Lineage: Eukaryota; Fungi; Ascomycota; Eurotiomycetes; Chaetothyriales; Herpotrichiellaceae
Product: PAP2 domain-containing protein
Exons: 3
Coding region: 357-1943 (528 amino acids)
Cellular component (GO): endoplasmic reticulum membrane
Molecular function (GO): sphingosine-1-phosphate phosphatase activity
Source: RefSeq, a predicted model, not a curated record